AUGGAGCAGUCACGGUGUGGCAGCAGAGACGGCGGCGGGAGCGGCCGAGCCCAGCGCGCCCCAGGGCUGGUGGCGGCGCCCCCUCCGACCUCCUCCACAGCGCUGCCGGUACCCUCGGGGAUACCCGUUCCCCCAGCUUUCCUGCGGCCGCCCAGCCUCUUCCUGCGAGCAGCCGCCGCCGCCGCCGCGACCAUGGGAAACGGGGGCUGCCCGCCGGCGACGGGGCUGGACAGGGGGGUGGGCGCGCUGGGCUGCGGCUACCCCCGGACGCCCAAGUGCGCGCGCUGUCGCAACCACGGCGUGGUGUCGGCGCUCAAGGGCCACAAGCGCUUCUGCCGCUGGCGGGACUGCGCGUGUGCCAAGUGCACCCUGAUCGCCGAGCGCCAGCGCGUCAUGGCCGCCCAGGUGGCGCUGCGCAGGCAGCAGGCGCAGGAGGAGAGCGAGGCCCGGGGGCUGCAGAGGCUCCUGGACCCUGGACCCGCCGGGCCCGGCCGUCUGGCGUCCGCACGCAGCGGCCGAACGGAGAAUCCUCAGGCUGCGGGCGGCCCUGCGGCUGUGGCUGCGCUGGGACUGGGUGUCUUGAGACAGGCUAGCGGUCUGGCACCCCCGGCUUUUGAGGUUUUCCAGCAAGAUUAUGCAGAGAAAAAACAAGAACAAAAAGAGAGUGAGUGUGACUCAUGCCAGAGUGGACAAGAAGAACCGCCUUCCAAAUCCCAUCAACUUUCUCUGGUAUCAUCUCCUACGUCUAAUGGUGUCAUUGGGAAACAAAGCAUCAGAUCAUCUAUUUUAGAAUACUCAAACAAGCAUGAUAGCAUCCUGUCUCCUCACCCUGAAGAACAAUCAGGAGGUGAAGAGAGUCCCAGAUCUUUAUCAUCUUCUGAUCUGGAAUCAGGAAAUGAAAGUGAAUGGGCCAAAGACUUUGCUGCUACCAGAGCCAGCCUUCCCACAGUGUCCUCAAGACCGAGAGACCCUCUUGAUAUCCUUACCAAGAUUUUCCCAAGUUACAGGCGCAGCCAGCUAGAAGACAUUCUACAGUUCUGCAAAGGAGAUGUGGUUCAAGCCAUUGAACAGGUUUUAAAUGGGAAAGAAUACAAGCCAGACCCCAGAGACGUAGCAAGCACAAGAGAAUUGGAAAAUACAGCUUUUCAGAGAGCUUCGAAUUUUAGUCUAGCUGGAAUUGGUUUUCGAACUCUACCUAAUAAAUCAGCUUUCUCUCCUCUUCAAACCACAUCUGCUCCUUAUGGAGGUGAUUCGGGUCUCUACAACUUACAUCCUAGAUUAGGUAUCAGUCCAUUACGGCUGGCAUAUUCUUCUCCAGGAAGAGGACUAUCUGGUUUUGUGUCACCCUACCUAACACCUGGGUUGGUGCCAGCAUUGCCUUUUCGGCCAACUUUGAAUUAUGCCUUUUCAGGGAUGAUUAGGGAUUCUUCCUACUUUCCCAGUAAAGACUCUAUAACUAGCGGUAGACUGUAUUCCAGACUGAAUCAGGACAGUCUGUAAUAAAUCUACCCAUUCUUCCUUUCUGGAGUAUGUCUAGAAGCAUGCAAUACACACGCACACACACACACACACACACACACAUGCACCCUUAUUGAUGUACCUGAAUAUGUGUGUGAGUGGAUUACCAGGCCUUAGAAAUGCUAUUAUUUUUUUUUACAAGCAAUAUAAUAGACAUUAGAUCUGA
This is a messenger RNA of Cynocephalus volans (Philippine flying lemur), 1684 nucleotides long. RefSeq names its product DMRT like family A1 (gene DMRTA1). Gene Ontology annotation, biological process: sex differentiation; regulation of transcription by RNA polymerase II. The record is from RefSeq and is a predicted model, not a curated record. The coding region runs from base 1 to 1500 and encodes 499 amino acids. Gene Ontology annotation, molecular function: RNA polymerase II cis-regulatory region sequence-specific DNA binding; DNA-binding transcription factor activity, RNA polymerase II-specific; ubiquitin binding. Lineage: Eukaryota; Metazoa; Chordata; Mammalia; Dermoptera; Cynocephalidae. Gene Ontology annotation, cellular component: nucleus. The transcript has 2 exons.